ACUUCUCUUUAUGCCGUAUCACCGAUCUCGUCGUGAACCUACCUAACCGUGCGUAGCUACACGGAAGGCUCUAGAAAGGCACGGAGAGAGGCGGUUUCUUUGUUCACGAAGCGUCUACGACACCCGCCUCGCUUUUUAAAGCGCUUCGCUCGCUGGUCUAUUCAAUCGUAUACUCCCAGGCCUGGAGCACAAACGCCAUUUUGAAACUCGCACGAGUCCCGCAUGGGUGCUAAGCCGCAAUCGGACUAGAGGCUUGGGACUGUGAUAAGAUUGGAAUUUCCGCCGGUCGAAGCUAGUGUGUUUACCAAACUUGACAUUGAUUUUUUUUUUUCGGAUUGGUGAAAUGCCAGUCCAACUUUAAAUCUCUAGUCCGGUUACGGCUUUGCGUUUCUUGGAUUCCACGGGCACACUCGCAAGAAUUUUGCUUUUUUCCCUUUUUUUUUCCUCGAUAUUAUUCUUCGCUCGUUGAGUAACGGUUGAGUAAUAAGUUCGAUUUAAAAACUCAACGUUAGGAAGUUUACUUACUGAGACUACUUCGCAACAGAAGUGUUUUUAAUAUAAUACAAUCCACUUAACUUGCUGUGAAAAUGGUUAAGGAGACAACAUUUUAUGACGUAUUAGGCGUGAAGCCUGGAUGCUCGCAGGAAGAUUUGAAAAAGGCCUAUAGAAAGCUUGCUCUGAAAUAUCAUCCCGAUAAAAAUCCUAAUGAAGGCGACAAGUUUAAGCAAAUUUCUCAAGCGUAUGAAGUAUUAUCGAACCCCGAGAAGAAGCGUAUCUACGAUCAAGGUGGCGAGCAAGCUUUGAAAGAAGGUGGCAUGGGAGGUAGUGGUUUCUCUUCCCCUAUGGAUAUCUUCGACAUGUUCUUUGGUGGAGGAUUUGGUGGACGAGGUAGGAGGAGAGAACGUAGAGGUCAAGACGUCAUGCAUCAAUUGUCAGUUUCUCUCGAGGAACUUUACAAAGGAACUGUGCGUAAACUUGCCCUGCAAAAGAGUGUUAUCUGCGAGAAAUGCGAAGGUGUCGGUGGAAAGAAAGGUUCUGUUGAACAGUGCUCGACGUGUCAUGGUUCUGGAUUGCAAGUACAAAUUCAGCAGUUAGGUCCGGGAAUGUUGCAACAUUUACAGACCAUGUGCGCAGAUUGCAAGGGGCAGGGAGAACGUAUCAAUCCUCGUGAUCGUUGCAAGUACUGCAACGGAAAAAAGACUAUUAGAGAUAGAAAAAUACUUGAGGUUCACGUUGAUCCGGGUAUGGUUGACGGUCAGAAGAUUGUUUUCAGUGGCGAAGGUGAUCAGGAGCCGGAGUAUGAACCUGGCGAUAUAGUUAUUCUUCUCGAAGAAAAAGAUCAUGAUGUAUUCAAGCGUUCGAGGAACGAUUUGAUUAUGCGAAUGCAACUAGAACUCGUAGAGGCAUUAUGUGGAUUCCAGAAAGUUAUUCGUACCUUGGAUGGUAGAGAUCUAGUGAUUACCUCUCUUCCCGGUACUGUGACAAAACAUGGCGACUUGAAAUGUAUCUUGAACGAGGGCAUGCCGAUCUAUAAGGAUCCAUUUACACAUGGCAGGCUUAUAAUACAAUUUAUAGUAAAUUUUCCGAAAAGCAUAGAACCAUCGCUUAUCCCAUCGUUGGAGCAGUGUUUACCGCCGAGGGAAGAGGUUAUAAUUCCAGACGGUGCCGAAGAGUGCUUACUUACUGACUUGGAUCCCGAGCAGGAGCAAAGGCGGAGAGAUACGAGACAAGCGUAUGAGGAGGACGAAGGCGGCCCAUCGCGAGUCCAAUGUGCCACACAUUGAUUUGAUUACACUAACCCUGUAAUGAACAUAGCCGUUUCUUUCAUUUCGAAUUCUCUGUCCCAUUCGCUUGAUUCUGUAUCACGCUAAAGAAACAACCUGGAUGUAUACGCGAACAUUAAUGAGCGAAAAAAAAGUUGAAUUCAGUUUGGAUAUGCACGAAAAGCAGUAAGUAACGCAAAAGUAUUGCAAUUCAAUAAUCAAUAUUCUUUAGUUUUACUUUUAUGCGAAAAAUUAUACGAUUUUAAAAGCAAAUAAUUAUCAUUCACCAUCUUUGUUAAUGCAGUCCAAGAAUUAUAAUUUUGGAUUUGAAAUUGAAAUGUAUUAGUGUUCAUGCCUACUGUCGUUUUUACUUUUUAGUUUAUAACUGUUUUCUCAUAGUGUGCGACGCUUGCGAUAUAGGAAUGAGACUAAUUUGAGAUUUAAAAAAAUUUUUAAAUCAUUCGUAAUCAUGGACAAUGAAAAUAUUGACCGAUUAGAUAAUACUCUUAAUAUUGUGUAUAUUUGUUACAAUUAUAAAUUUAUGCCAAUGAAUACCAAUUAUAUUUUAAUACUUAAAACAUUUAUAUAAUUAUACUUUUAUACAUAUUAUUACAUAUAUUUGUGUACUUAUAAUUUUAUAUAUUAAUAGCGUUUUCGAUUGGGAAAAAGUUAGUGCGCACCAGUGCAUACUCAGUUUACACCAACACUGGACAAAUUCCAUGGGUUGCACUGAAUAGUGCAAGUACAAAAGAACACGCCGAAAUUUUCAGUGCCAAUUAUAUUUUAAAUAAAGUAUAGGUUAUAUACUUAUAUAAAAAAAUGUAACACUUACAGUGUCAUUAUACAUUUGUUUCACACAUGCCACAUAAUUUGUGGUUUUUGGAAUUAUUUUUCUAAUUCUAAGAGUUGUAAUUAUUUCUUCUUCCUCGCUUGAACUUGAAGAAGAUUCCAAAAAUAUCUCUAAAAUAUUAUAAAGAGCCAAAUCCAAAUUGCUCAUUUUGUCGAAUUUGAAACAAAACAUUCAAAACGAUGCACUAUUGUCUGCAUGCAUCUAAUGCACUGAACUGGCACCGUCAAAAUAGCUCGUGCCACUUAGUGCGCAUUACGCGAGUGUCGUGCGGUCAAACGAACACGUGACACUAGCCAAGUGCGCAUUGGCACUGCCAAUCGAACAUGCUCCUGACACUGAGUGCAGCCAGUGCAUUCCAAACGAAAACGCUAUAAGAAUAUUAGUAUCUCAUAAUAAAUUUUUAAAUAGCAACUUGUACAAGUUACAAACUUUUAAUAAUUUUAGUCGAUUUUUGUUCCUGAAAACAAGUAUUGUGUGUUACGAAAAAAUAGCUAUGAAAUGAAGAAUUGGAAUAGCAAUACAUGUGAAUCAAUACAUUUCAAUUUCAAGCUAAAAAUUAUAUGGACAGUACAGCGCUAAUAAAAAGGAUCUUUGUUGUGAUAAAGCGUCUUGUUAAGAUGCUUUAUGAGAGAUGCAUCUUAUUGAGGUAUUUUUCAGUUUAUUUGAAAUGUUUCUGAAUAAGAUGUUUUAUUUUUUUUUCUCUUUUGUUGAACAGCUCGCCUAUAUAUCCAUGUUACUCUCUUUUGUAGAAGGUUAUUAAAAAUAUGUACUUAUCAUUACACAAUGAUAAGGGAUUUUAAAUUUAUUUAGAUCUAAUAAAGCUCCGAUACCAAUCGUUACAGAAUAAUGAAAAACCAUGUACUCGAUCAACGCGAUUGUCUCUGCUAUUUGACCAAUUGUAUUGCUCCAAUAAUUAACCAGCAGCCUGACAGUGAUUACUUCGUGGCUAAAAGAUAGAAUUAAAUUUUUCGUAUACAUAUAUAUUUAGUUCAAUUCCAUGGAUUAUCCGUGUACACGAUUAUUUCCUUCAAAUAUUAAUAACAGCAAACUUGAUUACUCCAAACGUCAAAGUCUGAAAAUUGUUAUCUUUUGCAGUUUUCUAGGAUUUGAAAUAAUGAUAUCGAGAUGUGUCAAUCGAUGUGAAAACGAUAUAAAACUACGCUUGGUUGGAAGCCUUAAUGUGACGUUAUCAUUCGUAUUAGAGAUCUCGAAGAAACUUUUCAAAGUGGGACAUUAUUCCAUAUUCGUAGUAUUUAAUUAUUUUCCAGUCGCUUUUGUAUACUGGCGUGUGACGAUGAUGACGGAAAUACAUACAAUUUUAUUUGCUAAUAAUGCAAAUGAAAUGGGGGAAUCAGGUUCCUGUGUGUGUGUGGACGAUUGCGCGUAUUCAUAAGCAGCUUUGUGCAAUUAUAUUGUGUCGAAUCUAAUAAUUUUUCUCUCUUCACAUUUGCCAAUAUUGAGAUUUUAUUAUCUGUUUUAUCAAAAUCAGUGGUUGUCAUGUCGACAUGGCCAAUUUCCUUACUUGAAAACUUGUGUAAGCAAAAUAAUCUUUUCGUAGUACGCGUAUGUCUACAAGUUUACGGCUCGGGCACAGACUUUUGCGUAACGUAUAAGAGAAUUAACCAAUCAAAGAUAUUUAUUUCUAUCCUGGGGAAGAAAAUAGACGAUUCUGAUUGACUGAUUCUCUAAUGGUCUGUUCUUUCUAGCUGCACUGUUGCACUGAUGCAAUAAAUUAGAAUGAGAAAAAAUAUACUUGUCUUUAACUUAUUGCACCAGUGUAAUAGUGCAGCUAAAAAAAAAAAACAGGCCAUAAGUUUGUGCUCCUGCCCUUACUCGGUCAUUUUCGCCGUAUCUUCAUCAACGCGCAUGAACAAGUGCUCUAGAUAAUUCAUAGAUCCUGUUGUACUAUAUUGAAUUAAUAUACUUUCGAUACACAUUCACAUAAUUUACUGUAUACACGGUCGUAUUCGUCCGCAGUUACUAUAGCGAAUUUUAAUAAAUAGCCACAUAUGGUCUUGUAAUCUUAUUUAUUAUAGGAAAAAUUGGUGAUUGAUGAUUGAUGAUUAGGUACUUUUUUUGAGCGUCUCAAAUAAAUUUGGAACUGUA
This is a messenger RNA of Monomorium pharaonis (pharaoh ant), 4719 nucleotides long. RefSeq names its product dnaJ homolog subfamily A member 4 (gene Droj2). Gene Ontology annotation, biological process: response to heat; protein refolding. NCBI's taxonomy places the organism in Eukaryota, Metazoa, Arthropoda, Insecta, Hymenoptera, Formicidae. The transcript has 5 exons. Bases 588 to 1784 code for a protein of 398 amino acids. Gene Ontology annotation, cellular component: cytoplasm; cytosol. The record is from RefSeq and is a predicted model, not a curated record. Gene Ontology annotation, molecular function: ATP binding; Hsp70 protein binding.